AUACACACACUCGCCCCUUCCCUUCCCCUCUGCCUCCAAUCUUCCCUCCUCCUCCCUUCGACGCUCCCCCCUUGCUUCUCGCGCACACUAACCAAUCCGAGCACCCGACGCCGCGGCCCCCGAUCGAAUCCACCGGAGCCGCCCGCCCCGGGCCCGCCCGCGCCAUUGCCCGAAUCGGGAGGCGUUCGUUCGUCCGCCCGCGCUGCUGCCCCCGCACCCCCGCGCCGUGGCGGUGGCGUUGGCGGCAUGUAUCAUCGCUAGAGGGGGUGGUGGAGGAGGAGGCGCCGGCGGCGGGGAUUAGGGAGGCAGUGGUGCCGGUGCCAGGAGGAGGAGGCGUAGCCGAUGAAGGCGACUGCUCCGCCGGCGAAGCGGCGGAGAGGCCCGCGGCUGGCGGUGCUGGCGCUCGUCUUCUGCUCGCUGCUCGUGCCGAUCGCCUUCCUCUUCAACCGCUUCCCCGCCGUGUAUGUGACGGAUGAGCGCCCCCAGCAGGAGAUUGACUUGCCUUCACAUGCGGGGUUUGCAAGUGUUGGCUCUGUAGUAAAGCGGGACAGUGCUGGUGUUAUUGGUGUUAAUGUGGAGGCACAGGAUUCAUCUGAGAAGAUUUCCAGGAGCAGUGAAGACUCCCACAAUGGUAUUGAUACCGACUCUUCCAGCAUUAGCACUGAACCAAAAGCUCUCCCCCCUCCGAAAAUUGAACAACCAGUUCUCCCCCCUCCAAAAGUUGAACAACCAAAACCAGAAGUGAAGCCAGUACCAGUUCCAGUUCAACAAAAAGGUGACGAUAGGUGGAUUAGGCCUCCCAGAGUUCAAAAUGCUGAUGAAGUGGAAAAGGCUAAGGCUUGUCAACUUGAAUUUGGGAGUUACUGUCUCUGGUCCAUAGAGCACAAAGAAGUUAUGAGGGAUACCAUCGUGAAAAGGCUGAAAGAUCAGCUAUUUGUAGCUCGAUCAUACUACCCAAGCAUUGCGAAACUUAAAGGAAAGGAGGCACUGACUCGUGAAUUGAAGCAAAAUAUUCAAGAACAUGAGAGGGUUCUCAGUGAAUCCAUUGUUGAUGCUGAUCUACCAUCCUUUAUAAAAAAGAAGAUAGAGAUAAUGGACCAAUCAAUAGCAAGAGCCAAAUCGUGCACUGUGGAUUGUAACAAUGUCGACAGAAAGCUUCGUCAAAUUCUUCAUAUGACAGAGGAUGAAGCUCAUUUUCAUAUGAAGCAGAGCGCAUACCUGUACAACCUUGGUGUUCACACCAUGCCCAAAAGUCAUCAUUGCCUUAAUAUGAGGUUGACAGUAGAAUAUUUUAAAUCCACACCAUUGGAUCCAGAUGACUCUCCUGCCCAUAAGUUCAACAUUCCAGACCACAGGCACUAUGUUAUAUUAUCUAAAAAUGUUCUUGCAGCUUCUGUUGUCAUCAACUCAACUGUUAGUAGCUGUGAGGAUACUGAAAAUGUAGUCUUUCAUGUACUAACCGAUGCUCAAAAUUUCUAUGCCAUGAAGCACUGGUUUGCAAGAAAUUCCUACAGGGAAUCAGCUGUCGAUGUCAUAAACUAUGAACAAAUUAUUUUCGAGAAUUUCCCUGAGUUCGGAACCCAGCCAUUGUAUUUGCCUGAGGAAUUUCGUGUCUUCAUCAGUAGCCUUGAGCGGCCUACUGAAAAGAGCAGAAUGGAGUAUUUAUCAGUGUUCAGUCAUUCACAUUUCUUUAUUGCGGAAAUAUUCAAAGAUUUAAAGAAGGUAAUUAUAUUGGAUGAUGAUGUGGUUGUUCAACGUGAUCUCUCUUUCUUGUGGAAUCUUGAUAUGGGAGACAAGGUCAAUGGUGCUGUCAGAUUUUGUGGUUUGAAACUUGGCCAAUUGAGGAACCUUCUGGGUAGGACAAUGUAUGAUCCACAGUCAUGUGCAUGGAUGUCUGGGGUGAACAUCAUCGAUUUGGACAAAUGGAGAGAGCAUAAUGUUACCGAGAAUUACCUGCAACUCCUGAGAAAGUUUGGAAACCAUGAUGACGAGGCCUCACUGCGGGCUGCAGCUUUGCCUAUUAGUUUAUUGUCCUUCCAGCACCUUCUAUAUCCACUUGAUGAGAGAUUCACCUUAUCUGGACUCGGGUAUGACUAUGGUAUUAAAGAGGAAGUUGCCCAGAGUUCCAUAUCGUUGCAUUACAACGGAAAUAUGAAACCUUGGCUUGAGUUGGGUAUACCAGAUUAUAGGAAGUACUGGAAGAGGUUUCUUACACGAGAUGAGAGAUUCAUGGAUGAGUGCAAUGUAAGUCCAUAGUGCACUUGAACUUGGGAGACGGAACGUUUUUGACAGUAGAUUUUCAGUCUACCUGUACUAUAGACUAAGAGGACGAACACUUCCAUUGAGAAAAGACCUGGGAAGCAGUCACUAGCCAUCAAUUUUGACAGAGUAGAUCCAGCACCAUCUGUUCAUUGAAUUAGUGAGCUCGAUGGAUGGUUUUUUCUGCAGUUAGAGGAGUUAGUCUUAAGUUUGAAGGAUAAUGCAGUAGACAAGACGACGGCAGAUGUGUGGUGGUUCGGCUCCAGGUAAGGAGCAUCACACUCAGCAUCUAGAUUACGAGACAGGAAUGAUCGAUGGGGGAUUGAGGCGCCUUAAUUGAAAUUGGUGCCUUCCGCCUCAUUGAUGAAGGUUAAUUCUUUUCUUUGUUGAUUUUUUUGACCCCUCCAUGCUCUGUCCUUCUGUCAAUAAGGACAUACACAAGUUAAGAUUCAAAUUCUUUGUUCUUAGUUGUUGCACAUUGAUUGUUCUACCAUUAUUAUGUUGAUGCAAAGUAUAUUAUGAUGUCAGAGACUCAUCAGUUACAAAAACGAGAUUGACAGUUCUGUUUGGGUGUCUUCUGAGCACUCGCUCA
Molecule: messenger RNA, 2851 nt
Organism: Setaria italica (foxtail millet)
Lineage: Eukaryota; Viridiplantae; Streptophyta; Magnoliopsida; Poales; Poaceae
Product: probable galacturonosyltransferase 7
Exons: 9
Coding region: 343-2256 (637 amino acids)
Molecular function (GO): polygalacturonate 4-alpha-galacturonosyltransferase activity
Source: RefSeq, a predicted model, not a curated record